AGCGCGGGCAGACACACCUACUGCACACAAUCGCGCACUAGGGCCUUAUAAUAUCUGCCAAGUACCGGUGCGUUAAAUGUCAAACUACAAUAAGAUUUAGGGAUUGUACGUUGUUAUUUCGAGGCUUACUAACAACAUUUGAGGAAGACAAAUGGAACCCACAUAGCGGUUCGCCUAUCAGGCAGCAAUCUUCAGCGCGAGAAGUACCAGAUGGUUGUUCUUGUUGUAACAUGGAGUUGUCGGAGCACAUAAAGACCGCUAAUGUUGAAGACGUUAUUCUAAAACAGCCUUUCCAUCCACCGCUCAAAGGAACCCUUUGUAUAACCAGUCACCACCUUCUGUUCUCAGAUAGAAAGGAGGAAAGUUCAUGGCAACUUCUGCUUCUAAUCAGAAACAUCGAUGCCAUCGAGAAAAGUGUCGAGAAUCUGUUUGGAUACCCCAGCUACACCACUAAAGCAAGCCAGGGCAAAAGGCCUGUGGGGUCCUCCGGUACUAUCACCAUUAAAUGCAAAGACCUGCUUAUUCUUCAGCUGGAAAUUCCUGGAAUGGAGGAAUGUCUAAACAUAGCCAGUUCUAUAGAGGCUCUCUCAACACUGGAAAGUGUGAAAGAGAUGUAUCCCUUCUUCUACAGACCUUCACAUCUCAGUCUACAGGGUCCAUGGGGCCUUUCCUCAACAGAGCAGUAUUACAAACAAACAGAAAGACUGUGGGACAGCUGGAGGGUGAGUAAAGUAAACUCGGAUUACUCUGUCUGCCCAUCUUAUCCAUGUGCGGUCAUUGUGCCCCGUGAGGUGGAUGAUGACAUGGUGGUCCGGGCAGCCCGGUUCAGGCAGGGUGGCAGGUUUCCUGUGCUCUCCUACUGUCACCAUAGGAACCGAAUGGUGAUCAUGCGAAGCAGCCAGCCUUUGACAGGAGCCAAUAGAAAGAGAUGUAAGGAAGAUGAGCUCCUUCUCCAAGCAGUACUAGAUGGGUCAGAGCUGGGUUACAUCGUUGAUUUGCGUUCUGCCCAGCAAGCCCAGCAGGCCCGGAUGACAGGAGGGGGUUUUGAGUCUAAAACCUGCUACAGCCACUGGAAAAGACUGCAUAGAUACCAUGAAAGGGGUAAGAUGCUGCAGGAGAGUCUAAUUAAACUGGUGGAAGCGUGUGGCGACCAUUCUCAUAGUGUGGAUCGCUGGCUCAGUAAACUGGAGAAUUCUAAAUGGCUUUCUCAUGUUCACAGUGCACUGUCCACUGCAGGCCUGGUUGCAGAGUGUUUAGAAAGGGAUGGUCACUCUGUGCUUGUGCAUGGGUCUGAAGGGACAGACAGCACGCUGCUUGUGACCUCAUUGGCUCAGCUUAUAUUAGAUCCUGCCUCUAGAACUCUCAGUGGCUUCCUUUGCCUACUAGAGAGGGAGUGGAUACAGGCUGGACACCCAUUUCAGCAGCGCUGCGCUCAUUCAGCGUACUCUCAUGCCCGUCUGAAGCAGGAAUGUCCAUCCUUCCUCUUGCUACUCGACUGUACGUGGCAAUUGUGGCGACAGUUUCCGCUGGCACUAGAGUUUAGUGAGGCCCUGCUGCUCCGACUGGCACAAGAGGUUUAUGCAUCUGAAUAUGGCACCUUCCUGUGUAACAGUGAGCAGGAGAGAUGUGCUUUAGGAGUGAAGCAGAACACACACUGUUUGUUUCAGUCCCUAUUGAGGUCUGGUAAUGGAGAGCAGUACCUCAACCCACUGUAUGAACGCACUGAGCUGGCCAUUUGGCCCUCAGUGCAUCCUCAGUCCUUACAGCUAUGGACAGGCUUGUUCCUCAGAUGGACUGAGUAUGCUCAGAACAUUGUGGAAGCUCGAGAGGAGCUGUGGAGCAUUGUGAAGGAGCACCGUGAGAGCGCUGGACUGGAACGGAACUAUUACACCCUCAGUACACACUGUGAACCAUUGACCCCUUUUGAGAAUCUCAUGGAUGAGCUGACUAUCUUGUGACCACGUGGUGGAAAAGACAUUUUAAAGUCUGUUACUCACUGUCUAAAAUCUGACCCAUAAACCCCAAAGCAAAGCAGAACAGUUUGUGCUUAAGUCGGUAUAGGAAAUAACUUAACAAGUUAUAUGAAAUAAGUCUCUACCAAUUUAUCUCAGACAAUCAGACAAACUGCCAUUUAAAGAGCUAUCAGACAAACUGCCAUUUAAAUCAAUCAGAUAAACUUUCAUUCAAGAGUAAUCAGACUAAUCUGUUUUUGGAAAUUAUAUCUUAGCAGUAUGGAAAAUAGUGAUGCGAAUGUAAACAACCCUAAAUGUGUUUGUCAUAGUGUUUUUUUUGACAGACUGUCUAUAUUCUGACUUUGUCAGGUAACCUUAAAAAAUUGCUUCAUGUGGUAACAUCUACAAUAACUGCUUUUAUUCAAUCCAUAAAUGUUGUUUAAUCAGACUAAUUUUACCUGCAAAAUAUGGUUACACCAAUGAAAGUUAUUUGUAUGGGUUAGAUCAAUUACAAAUCGAUCCUUGAGGUAACAAUUGCAGGUUACCUCUUUACCCAGUGUAUGUUCUACAUUAGACAUUAGUGAUCGCCUAAUUGUAUUUAUGGUGCAACACUUUGUAUUGAAGUUACAUGUUUGUGUUAAAUGGUAAGUUUUACACGUUUUACACACUGUCACAGACAGCUGAAUGUUGAAUUGGGUGAAUGUGAGAAGUUUGCUAUCCUCUGAAGACCUAUCUGAUGUUAAACCUGCAUGAACAAUUAAAUGG
Molecule: messenger RNA, 2717 nt
Organism: Xyrauchen texanus (razorback sucker)
Lineage: Eukaryota; Metazoa; Chordata; Actinopteri; Cypriniformes; Catostomidae
Exons: 11
Coding region: 231-1958 (575 amino acids)
Biological process (GO): negative regulation of autophagy
Source: RefSeq, a predicted model, not a curated record